AUGCGCACUUCUCUCCGCAGAUCAUGUGACGCUUGUGCAAAAGCGAAACACAGUUGCGAUCUUCGUACACCGCAAUGCUCACGAUGCAUCAAGAGGCAAUCAAAAUGUGUCUAUGCUAAUCAGCCUCUAGGCUGUGACAGUGCUGGCCAGCUUGCUCAUAGAAACCGUCAAGAAGACGUAUUGAUUCAACGACAGUUGCCGGAAAGCACGGCAGGCUUCUUGAGCAUUUUUGACCCGGCGACGGUGUCUUUUGAUCCAUUCGAUUCUUACCCGCCCACAAGACUCCCUCGCAUGCAGAUCCAACGUCUCAUACACCAUUUCCUAGCCCAUAUCUCGUAUCAAUACUACCCUCUUGACCUUCAGAUGAACUCGAACCCGUUUGUCGUUUCAUGGUGGCCCCAAGCUCUUGCUGACGCGGCACUAUUCCAUGUCUCCCUGCAAACAGCUUCCCUUGAUGUGGAAUUGCGUGCUGGUAAGGGAUUUCCAAUGUCAGAGCUGCUCAUGGUGGAUUCUGUGGCUUUGGUGAGAAGAAACGUCGAGAGUUCGUCCUCAACUGUUCAGGUCGAAACCAUGAAUUCUGUGGUUACUCUCGCUGCGAUCGAAUAUGGUAAAGGAAAUGUUGCAGUAAGCCGAAUGCAUAUCGACGGGGUAAAGCAGAUGGUUGCCACAAGAGGCGGCAUUCACGAAGUGAAACGCAUCAGCCCAUUGACAGCAAGAAUGGUGGCUUGGGUUUCUAUGAUAGUCACCGGUUCGCCCCAGUUUGAGACACAGGAUGAUUUUGGCCGUGGCAGCGGAGUUGGUCCAAUACUGCAGUGGGAGGCCGCUUCAACGAGUCUGGGUGUGCAGGAACAGGCUUUGCAUGAUCUAGACAUCGACCCCGCCAUGAACAUGAUCUUGUCUCGACUGCAUACCGUUUUCCACCGGGAGUCGCCUACAAAUUUGACGAACACGGAGCUGCACGAUCUUACAUGCUUCAUUAUGCACAGACUUUUGUCAUUGCCACCUUUCUUCCCAGCAAGAUCGAACAGAUCAACAAUGUCGGAAAGCGUUCGAUACUCACUAGCACUCUACAUGUUGACCAUACAUGGCCCAACAUAUUAUUCGCACGCUGACUUGGCAGACAACAUGCUGCUCCGACUCAAGAGUCACAUUGAAACCAUGUCACACCCAGAUGACAUUCCCGGAUCGCUGAGGAUCUGGAUGCUUAGUGUUGGUCUGGCCGCUUCCACUGGCACGCAGUACCACCGUUGGUUUACAGCGCAAAUAUGCAUUGCCACCGAAGCUCUCGCUCUAGGCACAUGGUACGAUGUCCUGAGAUGCCUCAAAAGUAUCUUGUGGAUCAGGUCUCCACAAGAGGAAAUCUUUCGGCAGAAAUGGGAGGAGAUUCUGGUCGUCAUGGCAGCAUAG
Truncatella angustata is the source of this 1407-nucleotide messenger RNA. RefSeq lists its product as uncharacterized. Lineage: Eukaryota; Fungi; Ascomycota; Sordariomycetes; Amphisphaeriales; Sporocadaceae. The record is from RefSeq and is a predicted model, not a curated record. Gene Ontology annotation, biological process: regulation of DNA-templated transcription. Bases 1 to 1407 code for a protein of 468 amino acids. The transcript is spliced from 5 exons. Gene Ontology annotation, molecular function: DNA-binding transcription factor activity, RNA polymerase II-specific; zinc ion binding.